CCGCCCACGAUGUUUGCUGCCCGACAGAUCACCCGCACCGCCCCGCGCUUUGCUGCGCAGCUGCGCACUCCCAUGCAGCGCCGCUUUGCCAGCACUGCUGAGAACGAGUUCAUCGCUGAGCGCCAGCACAUCAAGGAACACGCCAAGAGCACCACUGAGCUCUGGAAGAAGAUCUCCAUCUACGGCGUUGUCCCUGCACUUGUUGUCGCUGCUGCCAAUGCGUACUGGCUGUGGAACGAACACUGGGAGCACUGGAGCCAUCUUCCCCCUCUGCCAGAGCGCACUGAGUACCCCUACCAGAACAUCCGCACCAAGAACUUCCAGUGGGGUGAUGGUGAUAAGACUCUUUUCUGGAACGACAAGGUCAACUACCACAACAAGGACAAGACCAAAUAAGCUGGAAUAGGCGGUUCUUGGAGGCAAAUUGCUGAUAACUGUAGACUUCUCUUUUUUGGAACCACUGUGUAUAUUUCUGUUGGAGCUCGAAUUGACGAUCCCGUGG
Molecule: messenger RNA, 502 nt
Organism: Trichoderma reesei QM6a
Lineage: Eukaryota; Fungi; Ascomycota; Sordariomycetes; Hypocreales; Hypocreaceae
Exons: 5
Coding region: 10-396 (128 amino acids)
Biological process (GO): mitochondrial electron transport, cytochrome c to oxygen
Cellular component (GO): mitochondrial inner membrane
Molecular function (GO): enzyme regulator activity
Source: RefSeq, a predicted model, not a curated record